This is a messenger RNA of Trematosphaeria pertusa, 1742 nucleotides long. RefSeq names its product cytochrome P450. The transcript is spliced from 5 exons. Bases 58 to 1674 code for a protein of 538 amino acids. The record is from RefSeq and is a predicted model, not a curated record. NCBI's taxonomy places the organism in Eukaryota, Fungi, Ascomycota, Dothideomycetes, Pleosporales, Trematosphaeriaceae. Gene Ontology annotation, molecular function: oxidoreductase activity, acting on paired donors, with incorporation or reduction of molecular oxygen; monooxygenase activity; heme binding.
CCCUGCGACUUUCUUGCCUUUUGCGCCGUUUAGCUUUCUGACAGCUGCUACUAUACUAUGGGCAUCCUAGUCGCCGCGGUGCUAACAGCAACCCUGCUCGUCCUCUACAAACUGCGCAAUGUAGGCCGCCGCCCGAAAGACUUCCCGCCCGGCCCACCAACCCUGCCAAUCAUCGGAAACCUACACCAGAUGCCCAAAGAGAAGGCACACCUGCAGUUCAAGAAAUGGGCCGACGAGUACGGCCCGGUGUACUCGCUGAUGCUCGGCUCCAGCGUCAUGGUCGUGCUGUCGUCGGACUGCGCGAUUAAAGAUCUGCUCGAUAAGCGCAGCGACAUCUACUCGUCGCGGCCACCGCUGUACAUUGGCCAGAUGCUCAGUGGGGGCUUGCGGAUGCUGCUCAUGGAAUACGGAAAGACAUGGCGGAUGAUUCGAGGAACGGUGCAUAAUCACCUCAACAUCAAAGCGUCGACUUCAUAUGUCCCCUACCAAGACCUCGAGAAUAGGCAAAUGUUGCUCGGUUUCCUCGACCAGCCGCAGCGGUGGAUCGACCAUCUGCGGCGCUACACGAAUUCGCUGACAACGCAGAUGGUGUUUGGCUUUCGCACUACGGACGUUGAUGAUAAGGACAUGCACCGGCUAUACACUGGCUUCGCAGGCUUCUCCGAGACCCUCGGCUCGCCCGAAGCCCACCUCCUCGAAGCCUAUCCCUUCCUAUGCCACCUCCCCGACGCCCUCCUCCCCAUCAAGAAAAGAGCGCGCGAGCUUCAUGAGAAAGAGCUCCAGCUCUUCCUCGGCCACUGGCUCAAUGCCAAGAAGAAAAUCCAGGACGGCACAGCCAACCCCUGCAUCUGCAUCGACCUCGCCAACUCGCAGAACAAAGAGCACUUCUCCGACCCGCUCGCCUCCUACAUCAGCGGCUCGCUGCUCGAAGCCGGCUCCGACACGACCUGGAGCACGCUCGUCGGCUGGGUGCAAGCCAUGGUGCUCUUCCCGGAGGUGGCACGCAAAGCGCAAGAAGAAGUCGACCGUGUGUGCGGCGAGCGGUUCCCGAUGCUCGAGGACGAGCCGAAUAUGCAGUAUGUACGCGGCUGUGUGAAGGAGUCGAUGCGGUGGAUGCCGACGGCGAUCUUGGGGGUCCCGCAUGCGGUUAUCAGAGAUGAUAUGUAUAUGGGGUAUAGGAUUCCGAAGGGCGCGAGCGUGAUGUGGAAUGUUUGGGGCGUUCAUAACGACGAGAGUCGAUUCCCUAAUCCGCGCGUCUUCGACCCGACGCGCUACGCCGACGACUUCCAAUCCGCAGCCGAAGCAGCGAAAAACGGGGAUGCCACGAAGCGCGACCAUUUCCUGUUCGGCGCCGGGCGCCGCGUCUGCCAGGGCAUGCACAUCGCCGAACGUUCGCUUUUCCUCGCCUAUUCGCGGCUGCUGUGGGCUUUCAAUUUCGAGACAGAGAAGGAUGAGAACGGGGAGGAGAUGAGAGUCGACGCUGACGAGCUGACGGAGGGCGUCUUUGUACAGCCGAAGAAGUUUUCGGUGCGCAUCGUGAAGAGGAGCGAGGAGAGGGCGGCGACGCUGAGGAGGGAGUGGGAGAAUGUGGCGGAUAAGCUGGAUGAGGAGGGCCAGUGGAAGAGGGUGCCGGAGGGGAUGUACUUCAAGGAGUAUAUUCCCCUUGGGACAUGAAGAGGGGGAUUCUUGCUUGAGAAAAGCUAGACAAACAAAGCGCUGGACCGAAGUCGCUUUCCUUUCAU